GACAGAGCAUCUUCGGACAUCCCACGGAAAGCUUCUCUCAAAACGACAGCUUUCGGUUCAUCAUGCUCGCCAAGCUGAUCAUCGUGUACAUGGCAGCUGCCAGCAUUCAUGCUGAAGACUCCUUGUUCGGGUCAGGCCUUAGACCCGGAGCGUAUCGUGGGGCCGGAUAUCCCGACUCCGCCUACCCGUCGGUGCCGUUCAGCUUCGGCUACGACACGGUGGACGAGUUCGGCACCAGGCUGUUCCACAAGGAGGACGCCGACGCCAGCAACUCCAGGACCGGCUCGUACGGCUACACGGACCCCUACGGCCUCUUCCGCCGCGUCAACUACGUGGCCGACGCCGGGGGAUUCAGGGCCACCGUAGAAACUAACGAGCCCGGCACGGCGCCAGGGCAGAGUGCCGACGCAGUCUUCAACGCCAACCCUGUGGUCAGCGGGCCAGGCGUGAGGGCUCCUGGCCCCUUCGGGGCAUCGGCGUACGGCGCGGCCGCUGGUGCCGCAUACGGAUACGCCGGGAAGUACGGAUAUGGCAGGGAUCCAUACGAUCGUGCGGGUUACGGUCAGGCAGGAUACGGACCGGCUGGGUACGGGCAAGCAGGAUACGGGUCGGCAGGAUAUGGUUCAGCAGGGUACGGUCCGGCUGGAUACGGACCGGCUGGAUAUGGCGCCUCUGGAUACGGUGCUGUUGGAUACGGUAGGGCUGGAUACGGCGCGGCUGGAUACGGUACGGCCGGAUAUGGUCGACCAGUAUACGGUCUGCCCGCUUACGGUCGUCACGGCCAUGGCCACCACGGAUACAAGGCUCGCUCCUGA
Molecule: messenger RNA, 815 nt
Organism: Ixodes scapularis (black-legged tick)
Lineage: Eukaryota; Metazoa; Arthropoda; Arachnida; Ixodida; Ixodidae
Product: probable peroxisomal membrane protein PEX13
Exons: 3
Coding region: 63-815 (250 amino acids)
Cellular component (GO): chitin-based extracellular matrix
Molecular function (GO): structural constituent of chitin-based larval cuticle
Source: RefSeq, a predicted model, not a curated record